AUGCGGCAGACGGAGAAAGCCCUCUCGAAGGCCACCCGUGGUGAAUUGGCCUCUAGGCAGUUCAGGGCCUGGGGCGGGCGGGGAUCGACCGAACGGAGCGAGAAGCCCGGGGAGCGGGAUGGAGGCCGGGCUCACCUCCCCAGAGGCGCCUUGGCGAGCCGUUUCCUCACGGCCUUCCAGUCCAGGCAGCCCUGGCCUCGCCUCCAGAAACGCCUCCGGACCCUCAACGAGGAGUCCGACCAGGGGGAGAUUGGCAACUAUGAGUUAUUCGCUGCCGCGGUGGGCAACGUAGAAUGGCUGCGGUUCUGUCUGAACCGAAACACUGGGGAAAUCCCAGCGGACAGCAAGGGCUUCACCGCCAUCCACUUUGCAGCCCAGCGGGGCAAGCUUGCAUGCCUGCAGGUCUUGGUGGAGGAGUACAAGUUUCCUGUGAACCAACCCACCAACAAUGGCCAGACCCCCCUGCACCUAGUUGUCCACAGGGACAACAAGACCAUGGUCCUCCCCUGCAUUCACUAUCUGCUCAGGAAAAAGGCGGCCAUCAACGCUCAAACACAAAAUGGCUGCACUCCCCUGCAUGUGGCAGCCCGUGAGGGCCUGCUGGGCUGUUUGAAGGUCCUGGUAGAGAAUGGUGCCAAUGUCCAUGCCGAAGAUGCCACGGGCUGCAAACCCAUCGACUUAUGCAAAAUAUGGAACCACCGCACCUGUGCCCGGUUCUUGAAGGAUGCCAUGUGGAAACGGGACAAGAAGGACUUUGCCCGUGAGAUGCAGGACCUGAAGAGGCUCAAGGACAGGCUGAUCCUCUUGGAGCGGCAUUACCUGACUGAGUAUCAAAAAGAGUGUGAAGCCCUGAAUGAAGCCGAUUUCAAGAAGUGGCUCCGCUGCAAGCUGCUGCUGGCCAGCAAAACCAAGCAGGCGCCUGGUGCCUCACCUUCAGCCACUGCCCCUACAAAGACCCCCGAGUGCCCUGGGUCGCAUCCUUUCCUGGAGGCGCGCCUGCGACACAAGCCGCAGCCCACGCUGCAGCCCAUGGUAGCGCGAACAUCCCUGCUGUACAGCCUGCCCACAGUCACGCGGCCCAUGCUGUGGGACCAAUGCAGUAACCCUGCCAGAUUCCCCACCACCAAGACCAGCUACCUGCAGGGCAUCCGCCUGGGCGUGCAGCCAGACCCCACCCGGGAGCACGACUUAUGCAACUUCGUGAAGGUGAGCCCGGACAGGCAAGGAGGUGCGCUGCUGCACACAGUCACUGGCCGCCUGGUGGCACCCGUGCCCCAGCUGCCUUUUGAAGUAGUGGUCCGUGAGCUGUACCCCUCGCAGCAGCCAUAUAGGAUGAAGGUACCCCAGGGCUUCUACCCCGUCAGCUUGAGGGACGUGCCCCAGAAGUGGCGCCUGGGCAACAACACCUUCUGGACAGACACUGUGGCCAUGAACCUGCGUGAGACAUUUGAUGAAACCUUCCUGACAGCCCUGCGUGCUCAUCAAGGACUCCCCAUCCUGCCCUCCCCCUAA
Trichechus manatus latirostris (Florida manatee) is the source of this 1512-nucleotide messenger RNA. It is a transcript of the gene ANKRD53, whose product is annotated as ankyrin repeat domain 53. The record is from RefSeq and is a predicted model, not a curated record. Gene Ontology annotation, biological process: regulation of mitotic cytokinesis; positive regulation of microtubule polymerization; regulation of mitotic spindle organization. The transcript is spliced from 7 exons. NCBI's taxonomy places the organism in Eukaryota, Metazoa, Chordata, Mammalia, Sirenia, Trichechidae. Gene Ontology annotation, cellular component: spindle pole. Bases 1 to 1512 code for a protein of 503 amino acids. Gene Ontology annotation, molecular function: protein binding.